Molecule: messenger RNA, 1623 nt
Organism: Durotheca rogersii
Lineage: Eukaryota; Fungi; Ascomycota; Sordariomycetes; Xylariales; Xylariaceae
Product: glycolate oxidase
Exons: 1
Coding region: 25-1407 (460 amino acids)
Molecular function (GO): heme binding; oxidoreductase activity
Source: RefSeq, a predicted model, not a curated record
GGCAAGGUGUGGGAUGUAACUGGUAUGUAUGUUUCUUCUUUCUUGACAGACGUGGCCGAACUAAGCUUAAAGAUGCUCUUCUCAGGCUUCGUAGAUGAGCACCCGGGCGGCGCGGGAGCUAUUCUCAAAUGUGCCGGCCAAGAUGCCACCGAGUCGUACGAUGAGGUUCACGACCGGGGUCUGGUUGAAGAGACGCUACCUCCGGAAAGCUACCUUGGAAACGUGGACAUCUCAACGCUACCGCGGCGGCAAUCUUCAGAAGACACUGUCGAGGGCCAGGAUGGAUUUCCUUAUCCUCCGCUGAACGCUAUCGUUAGCCUCGCGGACUUCGAAGCGGUUGCCAAGAAGUACCUUACGUCUGCAGGCUGGGCAUAUUAUUCCUCUGGGGCGGACGACGAAUUCAGUAUCAGCGACGCUUUUCGAAUCUUUCGUAAGAUGACCAUGAGGCCCCGAGUCCUCCGGCCAGUGGAACCCGUUUCUGCAAGCACCACUAUACUCGGCUGUCAGUCCUCGUUGCCCGUCUAUUUUAGUCCGACCGGCAUGGGGAAAUAUGCCCACCGAGAUGCCGAGCAGAUAAUCGCCGCCGUCUCCGGCAAGGAGAAUCUCAUCUAUUGUAUGCCCACGAGCGCUCCGCGCGAAGCCGUGUUCAAAGCGCGGUCUGUUUCAGAUCAACGGUUGUUUUUUCAGCUGUACACGGGCCGCAAUAGGGAGCGUACGAAGGCGCUCAUCCGCAACGUGGAAGCACUUGGGGCCGCGGCAAUAUUCUUGACUGUCGAUACACCGGUAUUGGGGAAGCGUGAACGUGACGACCGCGUCAGGGCUGCGGCCGGAGAGGACACGAUAUCGCCCACCUCGGGAGGGGUCGCUAAGGUAUCCUCGCGAGGUCUGCUAAAUCCUUUACUGUCGUGGGAUGACCUCGGGUGGAUUCGAGAGACAACGAGGCUUGCCUUGGUACUGAAGGGCGUCCAGACAGUGGAGGACGCGGUUCUUGCAUACGGCAGAGGUGUAGAUGGCAUUGUCCUAUCCAAUCACGGCGGUCGUUCCCAAGACACGGCCCAGGCGCCGAUCCUCACGUUAUUGGAGAUCCGCCGACACGCGCCACACCUGCUAUCGCCAGAAGUCCGCACCAAGUUCCAAGUAUUCGUAGACGGUGGUGUUCGCCGAGGCACAGACGUUAUCAAGGCCAUCGCCUUAGGGGCCACGGCGGUGGGCAUCGGCCGGCCAGUGCUGUAUUCUAUGUGUGCCGGCUAUGGCGAUAAAGGCCUGCGCCGCUUAGUGCAGAUCUUGAGAACCGAAGUCGAGACGAACAUGGCGCUGGCGGGAGCAAGGCACGUUGGGGAGCUGGUACCGGAGAUGGUGAACUCGGAGAGAGCCGAGAAGGAGGUUUCCAGGCGAGUGAAAUUGUGAUGGUGGGCGCGUCGAAUAUUUCCGGCUCUCUUUCCGAUGCCCGUUUUGGGCAUUGCUGCUACCAGUAGAUGUUUAUGAACAGACUAUAUCCCCGUACUUAUGUAAUAUUAGAUAUUAGACGGCAAGUGUAUUACUUAUAUAUCUACACAACUCCUUUACCAAAUAUGUCUCCCAGCGGCCUCUAUUCAUACGGAGGAAAUUUGGGUGUCUAUAAUU